Messenger RNA from Mercurialis annua (annual mercury), 1127 nucleotides. RefSeq lists its product as uncharacterized. The record is from RefSeq and is a predicted model, not a curated record. Gene Ontology annotation, biological process: rRNA base methylation. Gene Ontology annotation, molecular function: rRNA (pseudouridine) methyltransferase activity; rRNA binding. The transcript is spliced from 8 exons. Gene Ontology annotation, cellular component: nucleolus; small-subunit processome. NCBI's taxonomy places the organism in Eukaryota, Viridiplantae, Streptophyta, Magnoliopsida, Malpighiales, Euphorbiaceae. The coding region runs from base 145 to 987 and encodes 280 amino acids.
GAAGCCCAGAUGUAGCCCAUAAUCAACACACUCACAAAUGCUACCCUAAACUUCUGUGGAACCUCGCUCUCUCUUCUUCGUUUCACCAUUAAACCUUAAACUUCCACCUCCCAUUAGGCAUAAGUUAUUGUAAGUGAGAGCAAAAUGGUGAGGCCAUAUGGAGUGAAAGGACCCAAGAGAAAGAAGAGAGACGAGAAAUAUGAUACAGAAGAAGAUGAAGCUCAAAAAAGUAAGAAAUUUGAACAACAAAAUGAUAAUGAUGAUGAUGAUAAUGGUGGAGAAGAUGAAGAAAAAUUACAAGGGGAAGUAGAGGAAAUGGAGGGCAUCCCAAUUAUGCCAAGUGAUUUAAAAGCAAAGAAGCCUGGAGUCAUUUUCGUGCUCGAAAACGCCUCUUUGGAAGUUGCUAAAGUUGGCAAGACAUACCAAAUUUUGAACUCUGAUGAUCAUGCAAAUUUCUUGCGCAAGAAUAAGAAAAAUCCGGCUGAUUAUAGACCUGACAUUGUUUAUCAGGCGUUGUUAUCAAUUUUAGAUAGCCCAUUAAAUAAGGCCGGCAUGUUGCAAACAGUUUACGUGAAAACAGAUAAAGGUGUUCUUUUUGAAGUUAAACGACAUGUACGUAUUCCAAGGACGUACAAACGGUUUGCUGGCAUCAUGUUGCAGCUGCUCCAGAAACUAAGUAUAACUGCAGUGGGCAAGCGUGAGAAGCUAUUGCGUGUGAUCAAGAAUCCUGUGACCCAGUAUCUACCAGUUAACUCUCGUAAAAUAGGCUUCUCAUACAGCUCAGAAAAGCUGGUUAAAAUGAGCAAAUACGCAGCUACAGUUGACGAUGACGUUAACCUUGUCUUUGUGGUAGGUGCUAUGGCCCAUGGAAAAAUUAAUUGCGAUUAUAUCGACGAUUUCAUAGCGAUUUCCGGCUACCCAAUGAGUGCUGCUUGGUGUAUCGCAAGGAUUUGCGAGGCAUUGUCUGAUAAAUGGAAUGUACUGUGAACGUCUCCUUUUUGUAUACUAUGUGAAAGCUGAUUUAAUGAUUUAUCAUACAUGUAAACCCUAAUGCAGCAACUAUUUGAGAAUUUUAGCAUGUCAGUACUUUUUUGUCUAUUUUAAUGCAUCGUAUCAUAAUGAGGAAA